Molecule: messenger RNA, 944 nt
Organism: Acanthopagrus latus (yellowfin seabream)
Lineage: Eukaryota; Metazoa; Chordata; Actinopteri; Spariformes; Sparidae
Product: granzyme B(G,H)-like
Exons: 5
Coding region: 75-839 (254 amino acids)
Biological process (GO): proteolysis
Molecular function (GO): serine-type endopeptidase activity
Source: RefSeq, a predicted model, not a curated record
AAUGAAGCAACAUUCUGUAUAAAAGGUUGGUCUUUGCAGCCCCAAGAGGGCCAGUCAGUUGAUUUAUUGCUAUCAUGCAUGCUCUGUACAAACUUCUGCUCCUUCGUGUUCUGGCAUAUCUCGGAGGGAAUGCACUUGGAGCUAAAAUCAUAAAUGGGGUAAAAGUCCAGGAGGACUCGAUGCGGUUUAUGGCCUCAUUGCAGACCACCGACGGACACUGGUGUGGAGGGUCCCUCAUCAGAGACAACUUUGUCCUCACUGCUGCGCACUGUGAUAAUGAUGGACUGGCGAAGGUUGUUUUUGGCACCCACGAUCUCAAAAACACUGGGACAGUGAGACACAUUGUGCAGAAAUGCAAACACCCUGAUUAUCAUAAUGACACAGCAGAAAAUGACAUCAUGCUCCUCAAACUGUCUCAGAGUGUUCCAGUGGGUGAAACAAUACAACGCAUUCAGGUUCCCCCUCCUAACAUGAACCUACAGCCAAACCAAAUGUGCCAUGUAGCAGGAUGGGGAGAGACCGAAGCUGGUAGAGGUGUUGAUGAACUGAGAGUGGUGGGUGUGUCUGUCGUUGACCAGAACGUCUGUAGAAAGCAAUGGUCUAACUCUAAAUGGAUUCCCCAUCUUCCGGCCAAUGUCAUCUGCGCAGGUGGAUAUCGAACACUCAAAGGAGCCUGCUACGGUGAUUCUGGUGGUCCUCUGGUGUGCAAUGGGAUGGCUGCUGGCGUCGUGUCUUUUGGACAUGAAGACUGUAGUGACCCCCACUUUCCCAAUGUCUACACAGACGUGUCGAAGUUCCAUGCCUGGAUCGACCAGAUUCUCAAGGAAAAAGGAUGUUAAUGCAACAACCUUACACAAAGCUUUGCUUCAGCAUAGCUUCAUUGUAUUUAGGAGGUGUAGUUAUGUCUAAGUUGCUCCUUGACGCAAAGCAAAAUAAAAAAAUGU